Messenger RNA from Pollicipes pollicipes, 2821 nucleotides. RefSeq lists its product as uncharacterized. NCBI's taxonomy places the organism in Eukaryota, Metazoa, Arthropoda, Thecostraca, Pollicipedomorpha, Pollicipedidae. The transcript has 8 exons. Bases 218 to 2821 code for a protein of 867 amino acids. The record is from RefSeq and is a predicted model, not a curated record.
AAGACAAAGUGCGCCAUGAUUUCAAUUGAGGUUUUAAAUGUCAUUUGCCACAUUUGGUGAAGUUUAAUUGGUUAUGCAUUAACCUGUGUUUUAAAUGUAACCAAUGCUUGCCGCAUGCCCUAUUGGGCAUAACAUCAAGCGAUGCUUCCCAUCGCGUUAGGUGCAAUGCGUGGAACAUCGGGCACCUGAGUAAUAUGGAUUAUAACAAUAAUAAUCAAUGUUAAAGGAGCUCUGUGAAUGCCUGAAAAAACUUCGGAAGGCCCAAUUGUUUGCCCUUCUUUGUGCUGCUGGUGCGAUAUUUGUGCUGUUGAACGCUGGAUGGCUGUACCAAAAUCGCGAGGUAGUUGAGGUAUUCGACCACACGGGCUCCAUGUCUCAGGAAACUCUUGAGAUAAUUCUUUGUCCCAUGCCAAGGGUAACCACUGAAAAGAUUGCGCAUUUCGGCCUCGAGACGCAAGGAUUUACGAACAAUAAUUUUAUUCGCAAAGUUAUCUGGCCUUGGAUUCAUCCCCACAAUAAUAACUCCACCAAUACGAAAGCGAAAAUAUUUGUGACCAUCCUUCACUGUCUGAUUAGGUCGAGGCUGUUUAAAAUCACUGAUGCGAUAUACGAUAUGUUGGAUGCUAUGUUCUGGUAUAAGGGAUGCUUUCCUGCGGAGCUUGUCAACGGCAGCAAGGCUUUGCAAGAUCAAUUCAUGUCACCUGAGUUUGUCCAGAACACAAAGCAAGCGUUUGAGGAUAAACUCGGAAUGUACCUGAAAUCAAUGUUUGGCUCUCGUGACAAAGAACGACUGGAAGAUUAUAUGGAGCUUUUCCAACUCACCAAGGUACUGAAGCAUCGUGACCUGACUAUCACCGACCUGCUUAAAUUCAUCGGCUUAGACCUGCAGACUUAUAUCGAUCAGAAGGUUCUCGACAUUUCCCUUAAGGACGUCACCCGACCACAGCACAUACUGGAGAAGGACACCAUCAACACUCGAAUGGCGUUCAAAUGCUUCCGACACGUGCUACACAACAACAGUGAACCCGGCCACCAGAGAUCCAAGAUUACCUACUUCUUUCGAAACUACUGCCCCUGGGAGCCUUCCCAUCUCUAUCCGAAGGGCUCAUACUGCAUCACCAUCAACGAAAUGUACCUCACCAUGCACGUCAACGCAUUCAGCCAGUACACGGACGUGCCGGCGGUGCGGACGUUCGCGCCAAUCCGCCUGCCCACCGACCAACCCAGCGUAGUGCACGUGGCGGCCAGGAAGCUGGUGCAUACUCGACGAAUGUGUAAAAGCUAUCCACGUGGGGAAUCGAAGGUCACCUGCGUGGAGGACUGCCUCUUCCGCAUAAUUUUGGAGAACAUCACCUGUGCUGUGCCAUGGAUAAACCGGCUUCAAAUGCGCUUCAAAAAUCUAUACACGUUACCAACCUGCGUAACACAAAGCGACGCCAACUGGACAAGGUCGGUGGUGGUGAAGUGGUUCGACUCGACGCCAGACGACGCGUGCCAGCGCCUGUGCGCGCCAGACUGCCAGGAGCUCAUCAUCAGCCCGACUGUGCGCAGCAACUUGGCAGGCGACAGGCCCCAGCUGGUGGUGCUGCUGUCAGACCAGCUGCCCGUGUUCAGAGAGAUGGUCACGUACGACAUGGGCCAGCUGCUGGUCGAGGCGACGGCCAUCCUCGGCUUCCUUCUGGGCGUGUCGCUGGUGGCGUGUUGUGACUGGCUGCUGGGCGCGUCACUGUGGCUGACCGGCCGGCUGCCGCUGCUGCCCGCCCUGCCGCCCAUCGUGAAGCGUGAGCUCCACACCGGCGGCAUCUGGCGCCGUGUGCCGUGCGGUUCGUGCGGCAAACGACGGCCGGACAGUGGCGGAAGCGACGAGCAGCGCGGCCCGGCCGCCGCCCGGUCCGAGCCCGACGGCCCCGCCUUCCCGGCCAUCGCCGUGCGCACGAGCGUCUUCAGCACAGUCAUGCAGGUGCUGGGGCUGCUUGACCGUUACGUUGAGCCGCAGCGGCGGCAGGAGCCAGGUCAGGGUCACCUAGAGUGGGCGUUCACUAUGGGGCGCGCAGAGAGGAGGCGGCUGCCGCUGCUGGAGAAGCUGCCGAGGAAUAGUCCAUUGGUCGACGACGAGGACAAGGAGCACGCUGAGACGCCAGAACACCGUCUGCUGGACACCGAAAUGCUCGCGAUGUUCGUGGCGCCCACGGGGCGUAACAAGCGGGCGCACACGCUCUUCCAAGCUGUUGGGGUCACUAAGGGCAGUAGUCAGUACAAUAUGGACGGAUGGGAAGAACAUGAAAAAAGGCACGGAAGCGACGCCUCAGCACCGGACCAUUUCCCGCAUGAUGCACAGUAUGACCCACAUCACGACCCACAGUAUGACCCACGAUAUGACUCACAGUAUGACCCACAAUAUGACCCACAGUAUGACCGACACAGUUACCCAUCCUCUCAUCCUCACUAUGGCUCAGCACUAGAUCCGCAGCCAAGGACACUGCCAGAGGCAACACCAGACACGGCACCAGCGCCAGGGCCGCCAUCGGCCCCAGCGUCAACGCCACCGUCAGGCUCAGUGCCGGCUCCAAGGGCGGCAGGUAGCCAGACGGCCCCCGAGCAAGCCAAGUCCACACUGCCGAAAAUCGACGCGCCCAACCGGUCUGGCAGCCCCACCAGUCCGAGGGGCCGAGAGCCGUCACUGGCCGGGACGAGCGGCGGGAAGCGUCGCUGGCCGAGCCGACGGGAGCCGUCGCUGGCGCAGAACCAGAGUCAGACGCUCCCAGCCGAGCCGCCGGAGCCGGCAGACGAAGGCGCCGGCGCAUCUAAGAAGGAGGACUAG